Periophthalmus magnuspinnatus is the source of this 888-nucleotide messenger RNA. RefSeq names its product apolipoprotein D-like. The coding region runs from base 58 to 618 and encodes 186 amino acids. Gene Ontology annotation, molecular function: lipid binding. The record is from RefSeq and is a predicted model, not a curated record. NCBI's taxonomy places the organism in Eukaryota, Metazoa, Chordata, Actinopteri, Gobiiformes, Gobiidae. Gene Ontology annotation, biological process: lipid transport; brain development; tissue regeneration. The transcript is spliced from 6 exons.
AGAGUGUUUUCAGACAAAGCAGGACUGCACCUACACCUCAGCUUUCACACCACAGUCAUGUGGGUGUACCUCCUUCUCCUGAUGGCUCCUCUGGUGUCAGCUCAGACAUUCAGCUGUGGGCCAUGUCCUGAUGUUACUGUACAGAAGACAUUUGACCUGCAGCGGUACCUGGGCCGCUGGUUUGAGAUAACCAAACUCCCAGCAUCCUUUGAGAGAGGGAAGUGCAUCGAGGCUAAUUAUGCUCUAAGACCAGAUGGGACUAUCCAGGUGCUCAACAAACAGAUGGAGGAGCCAGGGAAGUUAACACCAAUAGAGGGCACUGCAGUUGUCAAAAACCAGUCAGAACCAGCCAAACUCGGGGUCGGCUUCUCCUACUUGUCUCCCGUGGGCACAUACUGGGUGCUGUACACAGACUACACCAGCGUUGCCGUGGUGUACUCCUGCACUGAUAUCAUGCGGGUCUUUAAAGUGGAGUUUGCUUGGAUCUUGGCCCGGAAUCGUACCCUGUCUAUGGAGACUAGAGCCAGGGCUGAGGCAGAGCUCCAGAGAGCAGGAGUCAAACUGUGCCAGCUCAUCCCGACAGACCAGACCGGAUGUGAUCUGAACACCCUUAGAUGACGGAUGUGAAACCUGUUCUCUCCUCACCUCACCUGGUCCCUCCCUCUCACCUGGCCUUUUUUCAAGCUCAUCUGUGCUCUCUGUGCUAUCACAUAUCACCACAGAAGGACACCUCCUACCACCUACAACAGGAACAGGCCGGCCAGUCUAAUUACAGGUGGUGACUUUAAUUUAAUUAAGUACUUCAGUUAGAUGAACUGCAGUGACUGUUCAGUGAUUGAAUGCACAGUUUGCAAUUUUCAUUAAUAAUGUAAAAUAAAACAUUAACAC